Molecule: messenger RNA, 465 nt
Organism: Sipha flava (yellow sugarcane aphid)
Lineage: Eukaryota; Metazoa; Arthropoda; Insecta; Hemiptera; Aphididae
Exons: 3
Coding region: 1-465 (154 amino acids)
Source: RefSeq, a predicted model, not a curated record
AUGGCCCAGAUGGCCCAGGCCGUAGUUCCGCCUAUGAAAACCCAUCAGAUAUCGGAGACUACGGAAAAAAAUAGCGAUUCGUCAACUUUUAAAAACUCAAAUUUUUACGAAAAAAUUAUUAAAAAAGAACUGUCCAUUCCCGAAGAUUCAGUUCUUCCAGAAGCGAGUGACUUUAAACUGCCAUAUAUAAUUGUGGGAGAUGAAGCGUUUGGUUUAAGUCAUAAUAUAAUACGUCCUGCCGGAAAAAAUUUACCAUUUAAGAAAAGAGUGUUUAACUAUAGGCUUUCAGUAGCUCGUCGGUUUAUCGAGUGUGCUUUUGGUAUUAUGUCUAAUAAAUGGAGAAUAUUUCAUAGGCCAUUAAAUGUAUCCAAACCAUUCGCUGAAAAUAUUAUAAAAGCAUGUGUACUUUUACACAAUUUUGUUCGUGUUCGAGAUAGUAAUUCAUUAAGGUUUGAAGACACAUAA